AUGGCCAUAUUAUUAGCCAAACUAGAUAAGGAGGAGGAGAAGAAGAGGAAUAAGGAGAUGAAGGAUGAGGUAGAAAAUGAGGAGAAGAAGGAUGAGGAUAAAAUUUUUGAUAAGGACAAGGAGAUAGAGUUAAAAAUAAAGGUUGAUGAUGAAAAGGUUGGUGAUGAGAAGGUUGGUGAUGAGAAGGUUGAUGAUGAGAAGGUUGAUGAUGAGAAGGUUAAUGAUGAGAAUAAGGAUGAGAAGGUUGAUGAGGAAAAGGUUGAUGAUGAGAAUAAGGAUGAGAAUGUUGAUGAGGAGAUGAAGGAGAAAGAGAAUGAGGAGAAGAAUGAGAAUGAUAAUGAAAUGAUGCUCAUCCAAUUUGUGCGACAGAAGAAUAAGCAAGAGAAGGAGAAGGUGAAGGAGAAGAAGCAUAUGAUGAAGCAAGAGGAGGAGGAUGAGAAAGAGAAGGAGAAAGAUGAGAAGGUAAAGAAACAAAAAUAA
This is a messenger RNA of Impatiens glandulifera, 480 nucleotides long. Its product is annotated as cilia- and flagella-associated protein 251-like. The coding region runs from base 1 to 480 and encodes 159 amino acids. The transcript has 2 exons. NCBI's taxonomy places the organism in Eukaryota, Viridiplantae, Streptophyta, Magnoliopsida, Ericales, Balsaminaceae. The record is from RefSeq and is a predicted model, not a curated record.